Molecule: messenger RNA, 1257 nt
Organism: Penicillium riverlandense
Lineage: Eukaryota; Fungi; Ascomycota; Eurotiomycetes; Eurotiales; Aspergillaceae
Product: fungal specific transcription factor domain-containing protein
Exons: 1
Coding region: 1-1257 (418 amino acids)
Biological process (GO): DNA-templated transcription
Molecular function (GO): zinc ion binding; DNA binding
Source: RefSeq, a predicted model, not a curated record
AUGGCUUUCAGCUCUGCCCUUUCUCUCGGCGUCAAUCUUCGCAUGGCGAACGUUCAAAACCAAAAAGACUUCCAAGAAACCCGGUAUCGGCUCUGGUGGACCAUCUUCGAACUAGAAUGCCUUCUCUCAUCAAUGACCGGGCGCGUCACCGGCGUCGACGAGAGCAUCAGCUCUGUCCCGGCACCACUGCCAUUCGACGAAGAAUUAUUCACCCAGCCGGCCGUCAACCAGCUUCUAAAGGACCAAAAGCUCCGCGAGACCCAGCUGCAGCCUACAAUCCACGAGCCGCCGGCCCAGCUCCGAGACCAAGCCCCAGCCUCUUCUUGGACUGCAACGUGCAGGCCCAGUCAUUCACUAUUCUUCCACUGCCUCGUCGAUCUAUCCAUCAUCACCCAGGCCGUCAUCAAUAGGGUCUACAGCAUCGAAGGCAUGCGUCUCGGCACCACCCAAGUCGAGCAUCGCAUGCACAAUUACGGUCUUCGGCUCGACAAAUGGCUCUCCAAAUUACCGCCAGACUAUCAAUUCACCAGUCCCGACUCGACAAGUCCCUGGCAUCUCAACCGUGCCAUUCUCACCGAUGAUAACGCCCAAUACACAAAAGAGCGCGUCAGUCUAGCGAUGAACUACUACUCUACACGCAUGACCCUCUACCGACCAUGCUUCACAACACUGACGCCGCAGUCUUCAUCUACGACCUCCUCAAACGUUCAAUCAUCCUCCAGCUCCCUUUCUUUACCCCGCAGACCUUCCCACUCCCACUCCCACUCCUCGUCAUCCAGCAUGCGAGCAGAACUGGCAACGCAAUGCCUCCAAGCCGCCUGCUCGCUGAUCUCCAUUCUUCCAGAAUCCCCAAACCUCCCCUGGCUUGCCCGCACAACUCCAUGGUGGAGCGUUCUCCACUUCAUAAUGCAGGCCACCACCGCUCUGCUACUGGGUUUAUCAUCCUGCUCGCGUUCUUUCCCUUCCCAACACAACACAAACGAAAAUGCAAAUUACUCCCCAUACCUGGCAACAGCAACGGCAACACUGGAAACAGACCUUUCAACCGCCGUCGCGCUGACGAGAAAAGCCCUCUUCUGGAUCCACGCCAUGGCCACCGUGGACCCGGCGUCGAAACGUGCGUUUAGGCUGUGUGCAGGUGUUAUGAGGAAUAUUGCGCCGCCCUUGGGACUGGAUCUUAGCAGUUGGCCUGAUGAGUGUGUUGUUGAUUCAGAUGCUGAAGGGGAGAAUGCGGGGGUGGAUGUGGAAAUGGUUUAG